AUACGACAAUACUACAAUGAUUAGAUCGAAUUAAAAUUUUUAAGUUAUGCAAUCUAUUGUAUUUGUUGAAUAAUACUUUAGUUUAUACUAAUUUAUUUAUUACAAUUCAGUUUACUUAUAUUGGCAAUCCUGUGUUUGAUGACGUCAUUGUAAAGUUCCGAAAUUGAAAUCAAUAAACGGUGUGCAAUGUUGUGUGCACAUGAUAGUCGAAGCGAAAUGGUGAUUAUAUCAAAACAAUUUGGCAGAGCGCAUCGUUUUUAUUUGUUAAGUACGAGAGUGUAAAUAUUCUAUUAGAAGAUGGCCCGAAACACGAAAAAAAAAUUGGCGAUAUUCGCUGGAACAUCAAAAUGUUUAAUAUAUGCAGAAGCAAAGUAUUGUGCCUCUGAAAUGCCUGGAGAAAUAAAAUAUUACGAGUGUCCUAGAACCGAAUAUUGUUGCGGUAUUGGUUGUUGCGUAUCACCUGGAUUACAUUUUCAUCAUUUAUGGUAUUAUUGGAUAUUGGUUAUAAUUAUGUUCCUGGUAUGCUCCGGUGGUGGAUGGUGGUAUCGAUAUUGGUUACAAGGAAGAUAUAGAGCAGCUGCAUCAGCUAUUCCAACUAGAGUUUCCAAUUCACGAGCUCAGAGUUCUCUUCGGGGUGGAACAAUGUGUCAAGGGCAGAGAGCUCGUAUAACGUAUAAUUCAGCAAGGAAUACCGUUUUGUUGCAUCGUAUGUGGAAAGGCCCACAAAGAAAUGGAGCGAUACCCACGUACACCAGCAACAACGCAACAACAUCGACUCAUUACCAGAACAUGAGCGUUAUGUUAAAUGAUGCGAAUUGUCCAUAUUAUCAAUUAUAUGGACCACCUCCAAGUUACGAAACCGUGAUGGCUCAAACACGUGGUAAAGUAUCUAAUCCGGCUUCGCCAGAAUCAACGAAUGCCCGAUCAUCAAGCGUUGCGCCAAACGCAACGAAUUCGAAUGUAUCCCAAUGUUUCUCAUAUACGUGCAACCUCUCUACAGGAUUGAAUAACACUUUGGAUCAAAAUACUCAAUAUUCGAAUGGUGAUACGAGUUCUCGGCAACUUGAACGCCGAGAAGGUAUCCCUUUUGUGCAUUUUCCUCAAUAUUGCUCGGUCACAGACGGAACGAUUAGGCAAAACGUAUGUCUUCCUUUCGUCUAUCGAGAACAACAAUUCGUUCCUAGAGAUACCUUUAGCCAUAUAUAUCAAACUAGUUCCAUGAAUUGUGUUCCAUAUCCGUUAGACAAAUCAAAUACCUCGAAUGCAGAGAAUCAAAAUUAUCGAAUGACGAAUACCGAAAGGUAUACAAUGGUAGAAUGUACAGCAGGUAGUAGUAGAGAACAAGAAGUUUGGGAGUCGGAUGAUCGUUCAAUUUCCAAAGUGCACGAUAAUCAAAUAAAAAGGAAUGCGAAUGAAAGAAUGAAAGAAAAAAAUCUGGGAAGAGAAGAAGAAGAACAUGAAUCGGCAAUAGGGACAAGUUUCUCUUCUCUCUUUAAAAUCGAAGGAAGUAGUUCGAAUGAUUCAAAGUCGAUCGAGAAUUGGUUGGAAAGUUUCGAUUCAGAGUUAACGAAUGAUCGUCGUAUUUAUGGUGGUUCUUUAAAAAUAACCGGCAAAUACGCUGAUAAAGAAAGAUUAGACAAAUAUUCCGUUCAAAGGGCUUUCUCGAAAAUUUUGCCCCAUUCUUGCGAUGGACUUAUUAAUACAGAGCCAGCGUCUAUCGAUAUAUCUCAUAACGUAAGUUCUUUAGAAGGAAGAGCUAACGUUAGUGCGAGUUCUUUUCAAUCAAAUCCAUCCAAUAAUGUGAUAUUAAAAUGUUUUGAUUCCGACAACGCGUCUUUGUCCGUAGAGAAUAUCCAAAAAUUUGAACAGUCUCUUUCUCGUCCCGUAAACACUAGUACAAAUUCUGAUCUUGAAAGUAAAUAUCGAUUAGACAGAUCUAAAUCACUGGACUGAUCACUCGUGGAAUAUUCGUGAAAUACUUACAUUUGCUAUCGUAUUACGCAUAUAGUGCUUAUUCUUGUACUCGUUAUUAAUUCAUACGUAUUCGAUCACGUUAUUACCUUGAAAUCGAUCGUGUUAACGCGCUAAUAUAUAUUAUGAAUCGCGGUAAAACAUUCAAUUCAUAAAAUUCUUCUAUAAUCAAUCCAACGAAACGCACUAUUGUUUUCCGUUUUAAAAAUUGAUCUUUGAAUCUCUCUCUCUCUCUCUCUCUC
Messenger RNA from Apis laboriosa (Himalayan honeybee), 2213 nucleotides. RefSeq lists its product as uncharacterized. The record is from RefSeq and is a predicted model, not a curated record. Lineage: Eukaryota; Metazoa; Arthropoda; Insecta; Hymenoptera; Apidae. The coding region runs from base 298 to 1953 and encodes 551 amino acids. The transcript has 5 exons.